AUGAAGUUCAUUCAGUCAGACCAGAUCUUGGAAAUCCCAGAAGGAGUUACUGUUAACAUCAACGCUAGAACCAUCAAGGUUACUGGCCCAAGAGGUGAAUUGACCAAGGACUUGAAGCAUAUCGAUGUCACAUUUGAGAAGUUGUCUGACAAGGCCAUCAAAAUCAUUGUUCUUCACGGUGACAGAAAGCAUGUUGCUGCUUUGAGAACUGUUAAGUCCUUGAUUGCCAACUUGGUCACCGGUGUUACCAAGGGUUACAAGUACAAGAUGAGAUACGUCUAUGCGCAUUUCCCAAUCAAUGUUAACGUUGUUGAGAUUGAUGGCCAGAAGUAUGUGGAGAUCAGAAACUUUUUGGGUGAGAAAAAGGUCAGACAUGUCAAGAUCUUUGACGGUGUCACUAUGGAGCAGUCCACUACCCAAAAGGAUGAGUUGAUCAUCUCUGGUAACUCUUUGGAGGCCGUUUCUCAGAACGCUGCUGACAUCAACCAGAUUUGCAGAGUUAGAAACAAGGAUAUCCGUAAGUUCUUGGACGGUAUCUAUGUCUCUGAGCGUGGUUUGAUCAAUGAGGAUGCUUAA
This is a messenger RNA of Candidozyma haemuli, 576 nucleotides long. RefSeq names its product 60S ribosomal protein uL6 (gene RPL9B). The transcript has a single exon. Gene Ontology annotation, cellular component: ribosome; cytosolic large ribosomal subunit. Gene Ontology annotation, molecular function: rRNA binding; structural constituent of ribosome. The coding region runs from base 1 to 576 and encodes 191 amino acids. NCBI's taxonomy places the organism in Eukaryota, Fungi, Ascomycota, Pichiomycetes, Serinales, Metschnikowiaceae. The record is from RefSeq and is a predicted model, not a curated record. Gene Ontology annotation, biological process: cytoplasmic translation.